CUGCCGUUCUAUUGAGAAUGUAACUACGUUCUUGCUACAUUCUUGAAGGCAACCAGAAGCGUUGCGACGGACGCUGGACUUGGCUUCCAAUCUUCUAGGGGUUGCGGCGAAAAUGCGCCAUGAUUGGUUGAAUUCUAAAUGGCCGUAUCUUAUCCCCCCGCAAUCGGACACGAUAGACGGGCACAACUGGUGGCAAUCCGACGGCAAGCUCGCCGCCAGUAAGUUGGACCCCGCGAUAAUGGACUUGGACUAUGCCCCAAUAUCGAUCUCUGGGGACGCAUACCGACGGGAGCCGCACGAACAAGUACCUUUUAGGUCAAUAAAUGCGCUCCCAGUGGACUUAUAAAUAAGUGCCUGGACACCCUUAACAUUCUACUCCACAGACUUUUCCUUCUCCUGCGUCUCUCUUCAUUGUCAGAUUCCUUGUAGAGAUCUACUAAUUAUGACUUCACCACAAUCACAAUCUUACCUUAUCGUUGGCGCUGGUGUUUUCGGCGUAUCGACAGCCUACGAGUUGAUUCGGAAGUAUCCACAUGCCUCUGUAACCAUUGUCGACAGAGAUGCUUGGGACGCAGAUACACGCGUGGCAGCAUCGUGGGACUGGAACAAAGUAGUCCGCGCCGAUUACGACGACAUAAUAUACUGCAAACUUGCACUCGAAGCCCAGGACAUCUUCGAAAACGACCCUCUGUACCAGCCGUUCUUUCACAAGACGGGCAUUUUCUGGAUCUGUCGGUCCGAUUAUGCAUCAGCGGUAGUCGACAACUACAAAAAGCUAGGCCGCAAAGCAGAACUUUCAGCUGUACCUGUCUCCGAAGCACGGAAGCUGUACGGUGGGCUUUUUGAGGAUGCUGACUACACCGGUGGAGUCCAGGAUGUUCUCGUGAACAAAACGAGUGGAUGGGCCAACGCCGGUGACGCACUCCGCGCUGUCACAAAAAGAUCAAUUGAACUAGGCGUUAAAUACGUCGUUGCCGAUAUUGAUUCACUCCAGUUUGAGGAAGGUGGUAGAUGUACCGGUGUCAAAACUACAAGGGGGAACAGUCUUACGGCAUCCCAUGUUGUCCUCUGCACCGGCGCUUUUACCGCCAAACUGCUCGAGCAAGCCGCACAGGCUAGUGGCAAGCCGGACAUCAGCGCUGGUGACCGAAUAAUAGCGGGUGGUAUUGCUACCGGCAUGACUACUUUGGACGAAAAGUCAUACGAGCGGUUUGCAAAGAUGCCUGUCGGCGUGCAGGGCUACAAUGUCGCAACAGGACCUUUCAUCGGAAGCCUGCCACCAACUCGCGAUCGCGAGCUUAAAUGGUGGGGUCAAAAGAUAUUCAAGAACACACAGAACAUCCUCGGUCGUCAGAUCUCUGCACCACCAAAUGAGCCAGAUUAUGCGCAGUGGAAGGUGUCGGGUCCGCUGAAGCAGGACAUUGCACAUGCGAACAAUGUAUUUUACGGCAAGAAUGGUGCAAACUGGAAAAUGGAGAAGCACCGUAUUUGCUGGGAUGCAUUUACUUCCUCCUCUGACUUCAUAAUCUCCCCGCACGCUGCUGCGCAAGGCCUAUAUGUUGCUACAUGUGGCUCCUUCCACGGUUAUAAGUUCUUUCCAGUACUUGGCAAAUACAUUACACAGAUGCUGGAGGGCACCCUAGAACCAGAGUUGCAAGCUAAAUGGGGAUGGGAUGCAAAGAGGCCGGCGGCAGAGACAAAUCCCGAUUUCCCUCGCUUUGAGAUGAAUGACUUGUUAGAUUCAAAAGCGAGGUUGUAGCGCCACAGCAUAGCGUAUAGUCGUUUUGGGAAGGACGGCGUUCUGAUAUUUUGUAUUGCAUACUACCGUCAUUAGAAUAUAGCUGAUAGACUCUUAACAUGUCUAUAGCAGUUCUGAGGAAUAUAAUGAUCUCUCGAUACUUUUU
Molecule: messenger RNA, 1904 nt
Organism: Aaosphaeria arxii CBS 175.79
Lineage: Eukaryota; Fungi; Ascomycota; Dothideomycetes; Pleosporales
Product: FAD dependent oxidoreductase
Exons: 2
Coding region: 443-1759 (438 amino acids)
Molecular function (GO): saccharopine oxidase activity; flavin adenine dinucleotide binding; sarcosine oxidase activity
Source: RefSeq, a predicted model, not a curated record